Messenger RNA from Symphalangus syndactylus (siamang), 5581 nucleotides. RefSeq names its product jumonji domain containing 6, arginine demethylase and lysine hydroxylase (gene JMJD6). Gene Ontology annotation, molecular function: histone H4R3 demethylase activity; P-TEFb complex binding. Gene Ontology annotation, biological process: phagocytosis. The record is from RefSeq and is a predicted model, not a curated record. NCBI's taxonomy places the organism in Eukaryota, Metazoa, Chordata, Mammalia, Primates, Hylobatidae. Gene Ontology annotation, cellular component: nucleus; cytoplasm.
AGACGGCGACCGCUUGCCCAACCCGAGGCUCGGGAGGUGGCUGGGGAGUGAAUUUUCUGGAAGGCGACUUUAAAGGCGCCGGGACGGAGCGAAGGGCGUUUGGGUGCCGCCGUCGCCGCCGCCCAGGCUGGGGAGGGUUACGUUAGUGUCAGGAAGCGGGCUGCGCCGAGAUCGUAGUGGAACCAGCUGGCGACCCCGCAGAAUGAACCACAAGAGCAAGAAGCGCAUCCGCGAGGCCAAGCGGAGUGCGCGGCCGGAGCUCAAGGACUCGCUGGAUUGGACCCGGCACAACUACUACGAGAGCUUCUCGCUGAGCCCAGCGGCCGUGGCGGAUAACGUGGAAAGGGCAGAUGCUUUACAGCUGUCUGUGGAAGAAUUUGUGGAGCGGUAUGAAAGACCUUACAAGCCCGUGGUUUUGUUGAAUGCCCAAGAGGGCUGGUCUGCGCAGGAGAAAUGGACUCUGGAGCGCCUAAAAAGGAAAUAUCGGAACCAGAAGUUCAAGUGUGGUGAGGAUAACGAUGGCUACUCAGUAAAGAUGAAGAUGAAAUACUACAUCGAGUACAUGGAGAGCACUCGAGAUGACAGUCCCCUUUACAUCUUUGACAGCAGCUAUGGUGAACACCCUAAAAGAAGGAAACUUUUGGAAGACUACAAGGUGCCCAAGUUUUUCACUGAUGACCUUUUCCAGUAUGCUGGGGAGAAGCGCAGGCCCCCUUACAGGUGGUUUGUGAUGGGGCCACCACGCUCUGGAACUGGGAUUCACAUCGACCCUCUGGGAACCAGUGCCUGGAAUGCCUUAGUUCAGGGCCACAAGCGCUGGUGCCUGUUUCCUACUAGCACUCCCAGGGAACUCAUCAAGGUGACCCGAGAAGAAGGAGGGAACCAGCAAGACGAAGCUAUUACCUGGUUUAAUGUUAUUUAUCCCCGGACACAGCUUCCAACCUGGCCACCUGAAUUCAAACCCCUGGAAAUCUUACAAAAACCAGGAGAGACUGUCUUUGUACCAGGAGGCUGGUGGCAUGUUGUCCUCAAUCUCGACACCACUAUCGCCAUCACCCAAAAUUUUGCCAGCAGCACCAACUUCCCUGUGGUAUGGCACAAGACGGUAAGAGGGAGACCAAAGUUAUCAAGGAAAUGGUAUAGGAUCUUGAAGCAAGAGCACCCCGAGUUGGCAGUGCUGGCAGACUCGGUUGACCUUCAGGAGUCCACAGGGAUAGCUUCCGACAGCUCCAGUGACUCCUCCAGCUCCUCCAGCUCCAGUUCGUCAGACUCCGACUCCGAGUGCGAGUCUGGAUCCGAGGGCGAUGGGACAGUGCACCGCAGGAAGAAGAGGAGGACAUGCAGCAUGGUGGGAAACGGGGACACCACCUCCCAGGACGACUGUGUCAGCAAAGAGCGCAGCUCCUCCAGGAUUAGGGACACUUGUGGAGGCCGGGCUCACCCCUGAGCAGAUAAAGAGACUCUCCCUGAGGUGCUUUCAGCGUAAGCUUUUGGCAGCCACCCAACUCAGUUCUCGUGUCUUCUGCUCCUACCUUCUCCUCUGUCUUCUUUGAAUUUGGAUAUUCCUUCCCUGGUCCAAGCUCCUAUCUUCAGUCAAAUGCUGUUUUUACUGCUUCCUAAGGAUAGAUUAUCAAGAAGUUUAACAGCUCGGCCAGCUCAGUGAAACACUGAAGCUAAUGGGAUGUUGGGUAAGAAGGUUCUGUGCCGUCUCAUUGAAAACCGAGCCGGUCAACCACAAGGCUGGCGGGGUGUGAUCCUUGUAAUGUCUUGUGUCUUUUACCUCACGGAUGUCGGUAAGGAGCUUCCACAGAGCCAGCUGUGUACCACAGAGACAGAGUGGUGAGUGGACUUUGUGAGCCAAUUAUGUGUCUGAAGGACUUGGAGUCCGCCCUCCUUCCAGUAUGUCACCGUCAGCCCACAAAUGCAUUCAGUGGCAGUGACCCAGCACCAUCACCCACUGCUCAGUCUGUCUUAGGAUUCCUUAUCUUUUUCUCCAUCAUCAUAGAGACUGUGAAAUUUCAGGGGUGUUUUUGUACAGUGUAUUUUUUUUGGGGGGGUGAUACAUUGGGGUUUUUUGUUUGCAAAGAGUGGGAACGGUGUGCAAUGUGCUCUUACCACAGAACUUAAAGUAUAAAUAGGCUCCAUUCUUCCCCACCACGGGGUCCAUAAGAAGCACUCACUUUGCGAGGUACUCUGAGAUUAGCAUUCCCCAUUUGUUUGACCUACAGACGUUAAGUGAGUGACUUGUGUUACACACGGGGAGUAAAUUCAGAGAUGGCACCUCUAGUCUUUGCAAUCUGUUGAUACUUCUAAAUAACUAAUUGGAUGACUUUUUGGGGAUUGACCAGCAGAUGCCAUCUCUUGCCCUCUUGAUUAACCUGCUUGCCUUAAUUUGUCCCUAAAUUCAACUAAACUUAAAUAAGAGGGGUUGUCAAGGCCAUGGUGCCCACUUGGAAGCACUGCCUGGGCUGGAGCGUUGGAGGCAUUGGCAGGCAGGUGGGAAGGAGCUCUCGCUGCAGUGUUCACAGGCAGGGAGGCUGUGUGUGGAUGCAUUAGAAUUGUGUGCUGUUGCCUCUCAAAAUAUCCACUAGAAACAGGUGUAACCAGGAAAAUACAGGUCUCCGCUCACUGUUAUUAACAGACUGUCAUUUCCUGACCUUGGGUCAUGUGGCUUUACUCUAGGAGGCUGGUUCUCUAUUUUUGUCUUAGUUCAAUUUUCUGCAUCCUAAAAUGCCAACACCAGUAUGUGGCUGGGUAGGUGGAACUGUGCUGCCUGCCUGCCUGCCAUGGGGGCGGCUCUCCCUCCUUACCCCACGCCCACAGCUCCCUUGGUUCCGCGGUGGGCACAGGAUGUGUUUGGGUAAGGUCAAACUCUGAACGUAUAAUCUCUUGGUAGUAAUAUCUGAGUGCUGUUGCUUCUCCUGCUUUUUAAAAAGACUUUUCGUGCCAUCUACAAAAAGCUUUUUUCUUUUUCCCAGCAUUGCUCCUGUGCUGCCACACUUGCCCUUUUUCCUUACCUUCCUUUCAAUUUUCUAUCAACGACUCCUCUAAACUUCAGUUUAAAAUAAAAAGCAGCCCAAAAAGGCUCUUUGCCACCAGGGGGCGUGGUAGGACAUGUUGCCAGUGGUCUGGGUAGGGGAGCAGAAAUUUUGAAUUUUAAAAAUUAGCCACCAAGGCCAGGUGCAGUCGCUCACACCUGUAAUCCCAGCACUUUGGGAAGCUGAGGCAGGAGGAUUUCUUGAGUCCAGGAGUUCAAGACCAGUCUGGGCAACAUAGUGAGAUCCCAUCUCUCAAAAAAAAUAAUAAUCUAGAAAAUAAAGAUUAGCCACCCAGUUUUCCUUCUCCAGAUGCUAAAGGUGAUUCCUGUUUGUUAACAGUAUUCCAGAAAUGAGGGGAAUAACGUAUGUGAUAGGCCCAAGUCAGGUCUGGAUAGUACAGUGUCUGGAUAGUGCAGAUUAUGUGCUCCUGGGACAGGCUUUGUUUAUUCCUGCCAGGCCAGGGAUUCAGCAGCGCUAUUCCCCAACCCCCCUUACUGUCUCUGUGGGCUAGCCAGGCUCUCCGUUAUGUAAGCACAGCAGGGGCAAGGUGGGGAAACCGUGUGUGAGAAAGGAAUGGAGUGGUGGCGGGUGGCUAGGAAGAGUGGGUAGCCAGAGACCACUGUUCAGAAGUUAACUCUUCUUCCCAUCUGGCAUGAGCUGCUCCACUGAAUGGUGCCAACAACAGUAAAGUGAAGGAGAUAAUGUUAGAUUAUUUUCAGGGAUGAUUCUCCAAGAUGACAGUAGAUCUUUUUUUUUUUUUUUUUUUUUUUUUUUUUGAGACGGAGUCUUUCUCUGUCCCCCAGGCUGGAGUGCGGUGGCGCGAUCUCGGCUCACCGCAACCUCCACCUCCUGGGUUCACGCCAUUCUCCUGCCUCAGCCUCCCGAGUAGCUGGGACCACAGGCGCCCGCCAACACGCCCGGCUAAUUUUUUUGUAUUUUUAGUAGAGACGGGGUUUCACCGUGUUAGCCAGGAUGGUCUCGAUCUCCUGACCUCGUGAUCCGCCCGCCUCGGCCUCCCAAAGUGCUGGGAUUACAGGCUUGAGCCACCGCGCCCGGCCGACAGUAGAUCUUAAAACCAAAGAGCUGGGUCCUGGAAGAAGGGAUCUUGGACUAUUAACUUCUGAUGGAAGGACCAGAGUGGGAGAGACAAGAGUUGGGGACCUAGAACAUCAGGAAGAUCCUGGGUCUUUGGGGAUGAGGCUUCACCAUCAGCUGGAACAAUCCAUGCUGCACACACGCGCCUCUGCCGUUAGUGGCACUGGGAUGUUUAGGGUGACAUCCUUGAGGGGAGAGCCACUGAAAAGAGGGACAUUCACAUUUUGCUGUAUUCUUGCAUGUCCAUGUCUUAAUAAUUCAAGCGUUCAAUAGAUGUUUGAGGGCCAGGCACUGCUCUUGAGGUGCUGGAGAUAUGGUGACAAGCCCAGGUCCCUGACAAGCUCCACAAGCUUAAUGGACAGUGAAUGUGCAGCUGUUCACAAGGCCGCUGGUGAGGGCAGGUAGAAGGAAGUGCAGACCUUCUUAAAUGCAGGUGUACCGGAUCUACAUGAAAGCGUAAUUAACACCAACGUAUACUGAAGGUAGUUAACGGCUUCUUCGUAAAGUAGCAAAACUAAGGAUCUGUGGGAAGGUUGCUGGUGCAGGUGCUUUAUAAGCUUACUAGAGACUCAGCCUUGGAUUUAGGACUUUAGACAAGAGUAUAGGAUGGAACAAAAUUUUUGCAGUAAAUGUAAAAAAUGCUGUGUAGGAGGUAGGCGUAUAAGGAUGCCCCAGCUGCAGGUUCUUUAGAUUGUCUGUAGUAUUUCCGUGAGUGAGUUGUUUUUGAUGUGUGUACUGGUAUUGCUGGUAGAUUUGAAGUGGAGUCUGGCGGCUUCUUCCACACUCCCCCCCCCACUAGCUUGUGUCAAGAUGUGACAUCCUGUACAGCAAAACUAGAUGAACUUGCACCCCCAGGCGGUGGCUCUCAACUUUGUCUCAUUGUUCAGAAAUUUCGGCCAGGCGCCAUAGCUCACCCCUGUAACCCCAGCACUUUGGGAGGCCAUGGCGGUCAGGAGUCCAAGACCAGCCUGGCCAACAUGGUGAAACCCCGUCUUUACUAAAAAUACAAAAAUUAGCCGGGUGUGGUGGCACGUGCCUGUAGUCCCAGCUACUCGGUCGACUGAGGCAGGAGAAUCACUUGAACCCAGGAGGCAGAGGUUGCAGUGAGCUGAGAUCAAGCCACUCCAGCCUGGGCAACAGACCAAGAGUCUGUCUUUAAAAAAAACACAAAUGUCAUCUAAGCCCCAGUGAACCUCCUGGGAGGAGAGCUAGCCCUGGCCAGCUGUCUCCAAAGUGACUGGAUGCUACAGAAGAACUGGGACUGUCUUCUGCACACCCGUGCCUCCUGGAGUUGUCAGAACACUGAGCAGUCUCCUAGUUCUGCGUCCAUCUAGCCAUGGGGUCUGCCAUGAAAGCCUAUGGAUCUGCCAUUGGGUUGGUAUUUUUAACUUUCACUUAGGUGAAACUUGUUCAUCAUUUUAAAUAAAGCAACAUGAUUUGGAGUUGUG